AUGGACAAGAACCUCAACGACCUCCUCAAAUGGAGCAUUGAGAACGGCUCAGCAAGCCAAAACGGCGAGGCAGCCCCUGCAGCCGCCCCUGCUAGCAACCUCAACCCCGAAGCCAUCGCCGCCCUCUUCGGCAGCGGUCCCAGCGACGCCGAGUUGAUGAAGCUCUCCAUGGAGGCCAUCACUUCGGCGGACCCGGAGAUAACGCUCGAGAACAAGCUCAUCGCCUUUGACAACUUUGAGCAGCUCAUCGAGAACCUCGACAACGCUAACAACAUCGCCAAGCUGUCCCUCUGGACCCCGCUGCUCGGCUGUCUCGACCACGAGGAGGACGAGAUACGCCGCAUGGCCGCCUGGUGCGUCGGCACCGCCGUGCAGAACAACCAGCCCAGCCAGGAGCGCCUGUUGGCCGUUGGCGGCAUCCCGCCGCUACUGACGCUGGCGAUCAAGGACGGCGAGAAGGAGGCCGUGCGAAGGAAGGCCAUCUACGCCCUCAGCUCCGCUGUACGGAACUAUCAGCCCGCCAUGAACGUCCUCACGGACGAGCUGGAGAAGAAGGGCAUUCGCUCCGGCAAGGUCGAUGCCGAGAACAUGGACAACGUUGAUGAGGUCAUGAACGAACUCAAGGCAAAGAUCACGACGGCAUGA
This is a messenger RNA of Colletotrichum higginsianum IMI 349063, 645 nucleotides long. RefSeq names its product Hsp70-like protein. The record is from RefSeq and is a predicted model, not a curated record. Bases 1 to 645 code for a protein of 214 amino acids. NCBI's taxonomy places the organism in Eukaryota, Fungi, Ascomycota, Sordariomycetes, Glomerellales, Glomerellaceae. The transcript has a single exon.